Molecule: messenger RNA, 1681 nt
Organism: Bufo bufo (common toad)
Lineage: Eukaryota; Metazoa; Chordata; Amphibia; Anura; Bufonidae
Gene: SERBP1
Product: SERPINE1 mRNA binding protein 1
Exons: 8
Coding region: 114-1301 (395 amino acids)
Cellular component (GO): nucleus; cytoplasm
Molecular function (GO): mRNA 3'-UTR binding
Source: RefSeq, a predicted model, not a curated record
CGCCGGAAGAGAAGCCAGCCUCUUUCCCAGCCAUCUUUUGGCUUCACUAGCAAGCGAGCUCCGCGCUCCAGGCCUCGUAGAAUCGGAGGACAUCCACCUCUCUAGGGGCCAUCAUGCCCGGGCAUUUGCAGGAAGGCUUCGGCUGCGUCGUCACUAACCGUUUCGACCAGCUAUUUGAUGACGAAUCCGACCCCUUCGAGGUGCUGAAGGCGGCCGAGAACAAGAAGAAGGAGGGAGCGGGGGCACCGGGCCAGGGCUCAGUCAAGAACGCCGCCCAGGCCGCCAAGCAGCCCAAGAAGGAGUCUCAGAAGGACCGCAGGAACCCUCUGCCCGACAAGAAGGACGAGGCGCCGCAGCCGGUGCCCCUGAAGAAGGAAGGGAUCAGAAGAGUUGGCAGGAGGCCCGACCAGCAACAGCAGCAGCCGCCACCACCACCACCGCAGCAACAGCAGCAGCCGCCUUCACAGGCCCCACAGGGUGAAGGGAAACCUACCGACAGAAGACCCGUCGAGAGGCGGCCACCUCGUGAACGCCGCUUUGACAAACCAGCUGAAGAAAAGGGUGAAGCAGGGGAAUUCUCUGUGGACAGGCCCCUUGGCGAAAGGCCACCUCGUGGUCGCGGCGGCCCAGGCAGAGGUGGACGAGCACGUGGACGUGGUAUUGGCAGGGGCGAUGGCUUUGACUCCCGUGGCAAACGUGAAUUUGACAGGCACAGUGGCAGCGACCGAGCUCCUUCACAUUUCAGUGGCCCGAAGCAUGAGGACAAGAGGGGCGGCAGCGGAUCCCACAACUGGGGAACUGUAAAGGAUGAACUGAGCGAACUGGACCAGUCAACCGCAACCGAAGAGACUCACGAAACCGAAGAACAACCCGCCGCCGACUCUGAAAACAAGGAGAAUGAGGCUGAAGAGGUGAAGGAAGAGGGGCCCAAGGAAAUGACCCUGGAUGAAUGGAAGGCCAUGCAAGACAAAGAGCGUGCAAAAGUGGAGUUCAACAUUCGGAAACCAAACGAAGGCGCUGACGGCCAAUGGAAGAAAGGCUUCGUCCUCCACAAGUCUAAGAGCGAAGAGGUUCAUGCAGAAUCUGAAGGUUUGGAUCAUCACUUCCGCAGGCCUGCAAAUGACAUCACUUCCCAACUUGAGAUCAACUUUGGAGACCUUGGACGCCCUGGCCGUGGGCGUGGUGGUGGAAGAGGGACCCGCGGACGCGGUACAAGGCCCAGUCGUGGGAUUAGAACUGACAAGUCGAGCGUCUCAGCCCCUGAUGUAGAUGACCCUGAGGCUUUCCCAGCUCUGUCGUAAACUGGAUGACUAAAGUCCCAUCCUGGUGCCCCUGCGGGCCCCUCCCUUCUACGAGGCUUGCAUGCUUAAGGAUCCUAAACAACUACAAAAUUAAAAAAGACUGUCGAUCAUACCAUUCACACCUAUGGACUGAAUUUUAUCUGUUUUAAAAGAAAAAAAAAAGAAAAAACAAAAAGGACUUCUCUCGCUACUCAGAAGCAACCAUACGGUAGUUGAGUUUUGUAUUUAGAUACGUACUGGUAGCAGGGACGUUUUACAUAAUUUUUUCCAGAGAUUAUGCAUUCUUCAUGGAUACUUUUUGUAUGGCUGCUUGAAAAUAUGCGUUUCCAAACUUGAAAUAUAGGUGUUAAAAGUGUGUACCAGUUAAAGCUUUCACUUCA